GCGAACUGACAUGUAACACUAAAUUCAACCCCGAGGUCCAUCUCAUGCUUGAAAACCUUUAUUUUGCUCCAGGGGUGGGUCAAGGCAACCUCGAAUUCAUGACAGUGGAAAUCAAAGUCUCCAAAACAGACCCAUUUCGUUUGGGUCAAACAAUCACAGUUGGCGCGUCCAACUCGCCGCUAAGUCCUGUUUUGGCAAUGAAGAAGUACCUCUUGGUUAGAAAAACAACGGGUGGUCCACUCUUUGUUCAUGUUUCUGGAAAACCUUUUACCAAACAAACUUUAACGUCUGAGACUCGGAUUUUAUUAAACCAAGCAGGUUUUAAUGCGUCACACUAUGCUGGUCAUAGCUACCGAAUUGGGGCCGCUACAACUGCAGCUUCAGCUAAUUUGCCUGCGUGGCUCAUUAAAACUCUAGGACGAUGGUCUUCCGAUUGCUAUGAACGAUACAUUCGUAUUCCAUCUUUUACCCUGUCAAAG
This is a messenger RNA of Paramuricea clavata, 479 nucleotides long. NCBI's taxonomy places the organism in Eukaryota, Metazoa, Cnidaria, Anthozoa, Malacalcyonacea, Plexauridae. The record is from the annotation of a GenBank genome assembly.